GGGAGGAGCCUGCCCUAAUGCAGUAUAGCACUGUAGCAGCAACAGAAGUCUCUCACGCAGCACUCAUCUGAGCGCUAACGCAACCACCGGAGAGAAGCGGACAUCGAUGCGAGAAGGGGGGAAGCAGGACUGGGGAUUGUAGCAGACUACCAGCCUGACGCAUUUUUCCGGUCCCCUCGCUGCUGCAGUUGGAAAAUCUUUGCCCCGACCAGAACCUUAAGCCAAGAACAUUUAUUGCAGCACACCGUGGGGGGCGACAAAUACGCGACACUCUCAUUUAAUUCUGUAGCAUAUCGGCUCUUCACAUUCGUUUCGUGCAGUUGCUCCGGAAUACAGCGGGAGACUAGUUGAUACAGCCAGACCGACACCCACCGGUGAACGACGUGACAUUGAUCUUUUUAGAUACGAAAUUAAGUCGUUGCCGCCCAGUCGAGGCGCACAGCUAAAUCGGUGUUACAGACCUGUGCGCUGUUAGGCACUGUGGGAAGUGGCCGUGAUUGCGUAGUCCUCCCCGGAGCGGACGGUCAGGACCUGCAGUAUAUCUGCCGAUUUGUCGCCCUGUUGUGUCCGCGGUGAGGUCUGAAUCAUGACGAACAGCCCGCUGCUGCCGCGGACCCUCUGCUGAAGCGAAGGUUCAGGACCAUGGAUACUCGUCUGUCUGCUUUAGGCUUCCGAAGUUACGCCAUCAUAAAUGGAGGAAGACAUUGACACCCGUAAAAUCAACAACAGCUUCCUUCGCGACCACAACUAUGCAACUGAAGCUGACAUCAUCUCCACUGUUGAGUUCAACUCCACAGGAGAACUCUUGGCCACUGGGGACAAGGGAGGACGAGUGGUGGUGUUCCAGAGAGAGCAGGAGAGUAAGAACCAGCCGCACAGGAGAGGCGAGUACAAUGUUUACAGCACCUUUCAAAGCCAUGAGCCCGAGUUCGACUACCUGAAGAGCCUGGAGAUCGAGGAGAAGAUCAACAAGAUCCGCUGGCUGCCGCAGCAGAAUGCCGCCUAUUUCCUCCUCUCCACCAACGACAAAACUGUGAAGCUCUGGAAGAUCAGCGAGAGAGACAAGAGACCCGAGGGCUACAACCUCAAGGACGAGGAUGGCAGGAUCCGGGACCCGGCCACCAUCACGACGCUGCGGGUCCCCGUGUUGCGGCCUAUGGACCUCAUGGUGGAGGCCACGCCCCGGCGCAUCUUCUCCAACGCCCACACGUACCACAUCAACUCCAUCUCCGUCAACAGCGACUACGAGACCUACAUGUCCACCGACGACCUGAGAAUUAACCUCUGGAACCUGGAGAUCACCAACAGAAGCUUCAACAUCGUGGACAUCAAGCCUGCUAACAUGGAGGAGCUGACGGAGGUGAUCACGGCCGCAGAGUUCCACCCCAACCAGUGCAACACCUUCGUCUACAGCAGCAGCAAGGGCUCCAUACGGCUGUGUGACAUGAGGGCGUCGGCUCUCUGCGACAACCACUCCAAGUUUUUUGAAGAGCCGGAGGACCCCAGCAAUCGCUCCUUCUUCUCCGAGAUCAUCUCCUCCAUCUCAGACGUGAAGUUCAGCCACAGUGGGCGGUACCUGAUGACACGGGACUACCUCACGGUGAAGGUGUGGGACCUCAACAUGGAGAGCAAGCCUCUGGAGACCUACCAGGUGCACGACUACCUGAGGAGCAAGCUCUGCUCACUGUAUGAAAACGACUGCAUCUUUGACAAGUUUGAAUGUGUCUGGAAUGGAUCUGACAGCGUGAUCAUGACGGGCUCCUACAACAACUUCUUCCGAAUGUUUGACCGCAAUACGAAGCGGGACGUGACCCUGGAGGCGUCCCGCGAGAACAGCAAGCCGCGGGCGGUGCUCAAGCCGCGCAAGGUUUGCGUCGGCGGCAAGCGGCGCAAGGACGAGAUCAGCGUGGACAGCCUGGACUUCAGCAAGAAAAUCCUGCACACCGCCUGGCACCCCCAUGAGAACAUCAUCGCCGUGGCGGCCACCAACAACCUCUACAUAUUCCAGGACAAGGUCAACUAGCAUGGCCCCACCCCCCCUCCACCACCACCCCCAGCCUCCCCCCGAGACCACGG
This is a messenger RNA of Megalops cyprinoides (Indo-Pacific tarpon), 2076 nucleotides long. Its product is annotated as serine/threonine-protein phosphatase 2A 55 kDa regulatory subunit B beta isoform. Bases 692 to 2023 code for a protein of 443 amino acids. NCBI's taxonomy places the organism in Eukaryota, Metazoa, Chordata, Actinopteri, Elopiformes, Megalopidae. The record is from RefSeq and is a predicted model, not a curated record. Gene Ontology annotation, molecular function: protein phosphatase regulator activity; protein binding. Gene Ontology annotation, biological process: peptidyl-serine dephosphorylation. Gene Ontology annotation, cellular component: protein phosphatase type 2A complex; cytosol. The transcript is spliced from 9 exons.